AUGCUUUUCCCUCUGUCCGCCCUGCAGAACUGGCCCACGCCCAACUAUGCCAACCCGGAGAGGAGAGGGCCGGCGGCGACCAUCGUCGUCUCCGUGCUGCUUGCGCUCGUCACUCUCAUCCUCAUCGUCCGCAUAUACACCCGCGUGCGGAUAUCGAGGGGCUUCGGGCUGGAUGAUGUGCUUAUAAUAUUCGCCUACAUACCUACGGCGGCCUUUGCUGUGCUCUCGUUCGUUGCCAUGUGGAAAUUCGGCUGGAGCACUCACGUUUGGGAUGUACCAAUAGAGUUGACCAAGCCGAGUCUGCAGUUCAGCCUGGCAAACCAGCUGUUGUUUGACGUCGCCACAUCGCUGACCAAGCUGUCCAUGCUAUCGCUCAUUUACCGAGUGGUAUCCGCGGACAGGAGCCGCUACAGAUACGUUGUGCUGGCACUGGCAGCUGUGGUUCUUACAGAUGGUUUGAUAUUCUUCUUCAUCACGACCUUUCAAUGCCGACCAGUCUCAGACUAUUGGACGCUUUCCUUCGUCCCGCAGAAGUGUAUCAACGAGGAGUUGCACCUGCUGGCUGCUGGAUGCAUCAACACCACAACCGACUUCCUCAUUGUCAUGCUCCCAAUCCCAUACGUAGUCCGGCUCAAGCUACCAAGGAAGCAACAAAUCAUCAUUGUCAGCCUGUUCACGGGUGGUCUCUUCGUCACAGCAGCAGGCGCCGUGAGGACCUAUAUGUUUCACAUCACGCUCACGGAUCCCACCCGCGACUUGACAUGGAAUGCAUACAACAUCAUCAUCGUCAGCGCACUUGAGCUGUACAUUGGCAUCAUCUGUGCUUCCGUCCCCGCCAUCAAGCCUUUCGUCGCCCGCUACCUACCCAUCAUGCUCGAGAACCCGAGGUACUGGUUGUCCAAGCAGUCAGAAAGCCGCAGGGACCCCUUCGACAGGCCGUCGGCAGCAGGCAAGGGGCUCGAGCCCGACUUCUGGCUCGUGACCGAGAGGGACUCGACAGCCACCUUCCAGGACAUCGAGUCGGCCUCGGGCCUGGUCCUGCAGAUGCAGCCGCGGCCGCCGAUUCCGGGCAUGCCGACGCCGACCCGGCCGCCGCGCACCGCCUCGACGCUGCAGACCGGGACGGCCCUGCCGACCAUCACCACCAACACAACCACCACCACCAACACAACCACCACCAAUAACACUACCACGGCCGACGACAACCUCUCGGUGGCCUCGGCCGCCUCGGCCGUGCCCGCGCCCCUGAGGGUGGCCAAGAGCCCGCGCGCCAGCACGGCCAGCUCGCAGCGGCCGGACCUCAACAAGCCGCUGCCGCGGAUCGGGACGGCGGUGCUGGACGCGAGCUUCGCGAGCGAGGGCGAGGCGGUGAAGCACAUGAGCAGCGUGUACCAGUUCAUCCCGCACGAGGACGGGCACAUCAGCGUGCACAAGGCGCGGAAGAGCGCGUUCGGUAAUGGGUGA
Diaporthe citri is the source of this 1464-nucleotide messenger RNA. RefSeq lists its product as uncharacterized. The record is from RefSeq and is a predicted model, not a curated record. NCBI's taxonomy places the organism in Eukaryota, Fungi, Ascomycota, Sordariomycetes, Diaporthales, Diaporthaceae. The coding region runs from base 1 to 1464 and encodes 487 amino acids. The transcript is spliced from 5 exons.